AUGCUUUUACCAUAACCACACAUAACCUUAAAGCAUGUCUUCUUCUACCGUAAAGCAGAGACACUAUUCAGCCCUAGCAUCCCGUAUACGCAGUCUCCACGCAAACCUCGCAGAGACAGAAGGUCUCCUCGAUAUGAUGACCCACCAGCUCGAUGCUACUGCCAAGAUCGGUGUACACUGUGGUUCCCAGUUUAUGGCCGUGUCUAGGCUGCUUGAUAAAGAGUUAAAGGGUCUUAUGGAUGCAGCUACCGAUGCGGACCAACAGUCUACGUCCACUGCCCCGUCACCCGAAAGAUCAUCUUAGGCAAGUCUGCGUAAUCGACAGUCUUAUCAACAGACUAAUAUGCAUCCGAGGUUGUUGUACGAUUUUGCAUUGAGCACCAUGUAUUAUAUAUGUUUAACAUGAUUGGGUCCCUGCUGUGAAAAUGGCCAUUGCAUGCAUCCUUCCUAUAGGAUCAUUCAUUU
This is a messenger RNA of Cryptococcus deneoformans JEC21, 465 nucleotides long. RefSeq lists its product as hypothetical. The coding region runs from base 35 to 304 and encodes 89 amino acids. Gene Ontology annotation, cellular component: DASH complex. NCBI's taxonomy places the organism in Eukaryota, Fungi, Basidiomycota, Tremellomycetes, Tremellales, Cryptococcaceae. Gene Ontology annotation, biological process: attachment of spindle microtubules to kinetochore. The record is from RefSeq and is a predicted model, not a curated record. The transcript is spliced from 3 exons.